GUUCCAUCAGCAGAGCAAGUAAGGACCCCUUGUCCUCCACACUUAUGGGAUCUUCUGCUGGAUUAAUAGCUGAUAGUAUCCUUAGUUCUGUUGCACCUAGAACAUGAGCUUCUUAUGCAGCCGCAUGGAGGGAUUGGUUCAGUUCAAGAAAAAACAUCAGUGUGCUUCCUGGGUGUCCUGAAUGUUAUCCUGCUGUCUGUGAUAAUCGCAUUGGUCGUCCAAGGCUGCCCUGUCAGGAAUACUGAUGAUGAACGGAUAACAUAUUAUGAACGGAUAACUAAUAUAAAUGAAGCCAGGAACCAGAAGCCUGUCCCAUGUGAAGCUGACUGGAUCUGGUCCCGGGGAAAGUGCUACUACUUCUCAAAAAAAUCUGAUACAUGGGACAACAGCCAGAAAUUCUGUAUGUCACAUAAUGCAUCACUGGCGCUUAUAGAUAAUCAGGAUGAACUGGAUUUUUUGCUCUGGCGUAAGGGUUCAAACAAUCACUGGAUCGGUCUGAGACGUACAGAUGAUAAUAUGGACUGGAUUUGGACCAAUGGAACAUUAUACUACGAAAGCCUGUAA
Messenger RNA from Bufo gargarizans (Asiatic toad), 564 nucleotides. RefSeq names its product C-type lectin domain family 2 member D-like. The record is from RefSeq and is a predicted model, not a curated record. Bases 115 to 564 code for a protein of 149 amino acids. The transcript has 4 exons. Lineage: Eukaryota; Metazoa; Chordata; Amphibia; Anura; Bufonidae.